Molecule: messenger RNA, 435 nt
Organism: Penicillium cosmopolitanum
Lineage: Eukaryota; Fungi; Ascomycota; Eurotiomycetes; Eurotiales; Aspergillaceae
Exons: 2
Coding region: 1-435 (144 amino acids)
Source: RefSeq, a predicted model, not a curated record
AUGAGGCGAAAAGGUCCAUCUGGUGAUAUCGAGGCUAGAGGUGAGCCCAAGCGGGUCAGGACUGCGAGUCGCGGAGGCACUGUAUUUGAGAUGAUGGUUAGCACCAGAGCAAUCCAAGACAAAGACGGUGAUGAGCUUCAAGAACGCAUUUAUACGAUCAUGAUUCCAGAAAGGACGUGCAAAGGGCCACGACGAGCGUGUCGUGCGCCCGAAGACGACAGAGGGCCCAGCAACCCCCCACCCCGGCUGUAUAUUGGCGAGAGAGCGUAUCAAGAGAUGACAUACGGAUUUGAAGUGCGAAACGGAGAGCCCGCAAGUCAGAUUCGCAUGAUUCGCAUCAACUGCAGGCCAACUGACACCCUGGCGCUUUCCCUCGAGUCCAGCGAGAAAGGCAACCUGUGUGGACUCGAGUACUCAUCGGAAACGAUGCAAUAG